UUGUAUUUUCAUAACAGGUGGUACCUUUCAGACAAUGGCCAAUCUUCAAAAGUUCCAGUUCGCUAUAGACCGUGGUGGCACCUUCACCGAUGUAUUUGCAAGAUGCCCCAGAGGAAAAAUUUGUGUGAUGAAAUUAUUGUCUGAGGAUCCAGCAAAUUACAAGGAUGCUCCAACCGAGGGAAUCCGGCGGAUCCUAGAAGAGGAGACUGGUUGUACAUACCCCCGGGACCGUCCUCUAGACACAGAGCAGAUAGAAUGGAUACGAAUGGGGACCACAGUGGCCACUAAUGCUCUUCUGGAAAGAAAAGGUGAGAGGAUCGCUCUGCUAAUCACAAAAGGCUUCAAGGAUCUUCUGCAUAUUGGAAACCAGGCCCGGCCCAAAAUCUUUGACCUGGAAAUUCGGAUGCCUGAGGUUCUGUAUGAAGAAGUGAUAGAGGUGGAAGAAAGAGUCGUUCUACACCAGAAGGGCUGUCAGCUUCCUAAAGACCUUUCACUGAAGACACUUAAAGGUUCCACUGGUGACACCUUAGAGGUCUGGGAGCCAGUUAACUUAGAGAAACUGAGGAUCCAGCUCCAAGAUGUCUUGUCCAGGGGGAUCCGGAGCCUGGCGGUGGUCCUCAUGCACUCUUACACGUGGUCCUCACAUGAACAUCAGAUAGGGGAACUGGCACGUUCAUUGGGUUUUACCCACGUAUCUCUUUCCUCUGAGGUAAUGCCAAUGAUUCGAAUGGUGCCGAGAGGGUACACGGCUUGUGCUGAUGCCUACCUCACCCCGUGUAUACAGAGGUAUCUGGACGGGUUUCGUAGCGGCUUUAAAAACCAACUCAAGGACCUUCAGGUUCUCUUCAUGCGCUCAGAUGGCGGACUGACUCCGAUGCACAGCUUCAGUGGGUCUCGUGCCAUCCUUUCUGGACCUGCAGGGGGAGUGGUAGGUUACGCUAUAACCACCUAUCAACCCGAAAACCCUCAGCCUGUUAUUGGCUUCGAUAUGGGAGGGACCUCUACAGACGUCAGCCGCUAUGCUGGAGAGUAUGAACACGUGUUUGAAGCCACCACAGCAGGAAUCAGUAUUCAGGCCCCACAGCUGGACGUGAACACCGUAGCAGCCGGAGGGGGCUCCAUGCUUUUCUUUAGGUCGGGAUUGUUUGUUGUCGGUCCGGAGUCUGCAGGAGCACACCCUGGACCAACCUGUUACCGGAAAGGGGGACCGCUGACGGUGACGGACGCCAAUCUCUGUCUGGGCCGCCUCCUUCCCGAUUACUUUCCUCGGAUCUUUGGUCCGUCUGAGGAUCAGCCUCUCUCCAAGGAAGACACGCUACGCAAGUUUAAGGAACUAACUUUGGAAAUUAACCAGUUCCUGCACAGCCGAUCAGGGGGAGGAGCUUCUCUCAGCGUGGAGGAGGUGGCCAUGGGUUUCAUCCGAGUGGCCAAUGAAGCCAUGUGCCGUCCAAUCAGAUCGCUCACUCAGGCUAAAGGUCAUGACACUUCCCGACACGUGUUGGCCUGUUUUGGGGGUGCAGGGGGGCAGCACGCUUGUGCUAUCGCUCGUUCUCUCGGCAUGAAGACCGUGUUCAUCCACAAAUAUGGCGGGGUCCUAUCGGCAUACGGCAUGGCGCUGGCAGACGUGGUGCAUGAGGCUCAGGAGCCCUGUUCUACGGUGUAUGGAAAGGAUUCUUUCCUGUUCCUGGAGGAGAGAAUCGCAGCUCUGGAGACGCAGUGCAUUGAGGCCCUUCAGCAGCAAGGAUUCCAGCGGUCUCAGAUUGACACCGAAUCCUUCCUACAUCUGCGCUAUGAGAGAACGGACUGUGCGCUAAUGUGCUCAGCGAAGGGACACCCGGAGACCCCCGACUCCUGCCGUGUGGGGGACUUCAAGGAGGCCUUCACUGCCAGGUAUAUGAAGGAGUUCGGAUUCACCAUCCCUUCCCGAAAUAUUGUGGUGGACGACAUCCGUGUACGAGGAACGGGCAGCACCGGCAUCCGCUGUGAGAGUCGCAUGGAGCCCAGUGGACGGCCGCCUCGUGUAGAGACCGUCACUAAAUGUUACUUUGAGGACGGAUACAUGGACACGGAUGUGUAUCUUCUGGAGGAGCUGUCAUGUGACCACAGCAUCACCGGCCCGGCCAUUAUCAUAGACAAGAACAGCACCGUGUUGGUGGAGCCGGACUGCACCGCCUCUAUUACGGACUAUGGCGACAUCCGGAUCUCUGUAAGGAGCGGACAACAUCAGACGAUCGGACCAGAGCUCGACACCAUCCAGUUGUCCAUCUUUUCCCAUCGCUUCAUGAGCAUAGCCGAACAAAUGGGUCGUAUCCUGCAGAGAACGGCUAUCUCCACCAACAUCAAGGAACGCCUGGACUUCUCCUGCGCUCUCUUCGGUCCUGACGGGGGUCUGGUGUCCAACGCUCCCCAUAUUCCUGUGCAUUUAGGAGCCAUGCAGGAAACUGUGCAAUUUCAGAUUAAAAACUUGCAGGACGAUCUGAGGGAAGGUGAUGUGAUUCUAAGCAAUCACCCCAGUGCGGGGGGCAGUCACCUCCCGGACCUGACAGUCAUCACACCGGUGUUCCGGGUCGAAGCCCCACGUCCGGUUUUCUUUGUGGCAUCCCGUGGGCACCAUGCUGACAUUGGAGGCAUCACCCCCGGCUCCAUGCCACCACAUUCCAAGUCCUUGAAAGAAGAAGGAGCCGUUUUUACCUCUUUUAAACUUGUGAAGGCGGGAACGUUCCAAGAAGAAGCUGUCACCGAGGCUCUGAUGGCUCCAGGACUAAUACCUGGCAGCAGUGGAACCCGUAAUCUCCAUGAUAACUUAUCAGACUUGCGAGCACAAGUUGCAGCCAAUCAGAAGGGCAUUCAGUUGGUAAAUGAGUUGAUUGAUUUCUACGGACUGGAAGUGGUACAAGCAUACAUGGCACAUAUCCAGGCCAACGCAGAGGUUGCAGUGAGAGACAUGUUGAGGGAGUUUGCUGCGCGGUGGGAGGAGCAGUCCGGAGCGCUGGAGGUGGAGUCUGUGGAUUAUAUGGAUGACGGGUCGCCUAUCAAGCUAAAAGUGAAGAUUAACAAAGAAGAGGGAAGUGCCCUAUUUGAUUUUACCGACUCCGGAUAUGAAGUCUAUGGGAACUGUAAUGCCCCGCGCGCCAUCACCCUCUCGGCCCUCAUAUACUGCCUGCGCUGUAUGGUGGGACAGGAUAUUCCACUGAAUCAGGGAUGUCUGGUGCCCAUAAAAGUCGUCAUCCCCAAAGGAUCUAUUCUGGACCCGUCUCCGGAUGCGGCGGUGGUGGGAGGCAACGUGCUGACGUCGCAGAGGAUUGUCGAUGUCAUUUUUAAGGCCUUUCAAGUUUGUGCAGCUUCACAGGGUUGUAUGAACAACGUCACAUUUGGUAAUCAGAACAUCGGUUACUACGAGACGGUGGCCGGCGGUGCCGGGGCUGGUCCGCACUGGGACGGGAGAAGCGGCAUUCAUAGUCACAUGACCAACACGCGGAUUACUGAUCCAGAGAUCCUGGAGAAACGGUAUCCAGUUGUCCUGAAGCGCUUCCAGUUACGUCCAGGCUCCGGUGGUCGGGGGAAGUUCUGUGGUGGAGACGGAGUCAUUCGGGAGUUGCUGUUCAGAGAACCCGUCAUAUUGUCAGUUCUCACAGAGCGAAGGGUGUUCCAGCCGUACGGGAUCGGAGGCGGGUCUCCUGGUGCCCCGGGGCUCAACCUCUUGCACCGAAGUGAAGGGAAAACCAUUAAUUUGGGAGGAAAAACAUCUGUUUCAUUAGAACCUGGGGAUAUAUUUACCCUUCAUACUCCAGGUGGAGGAGGAUACGGCGAUCACAAUGAUGACGAUAGGACCCAGACGCCAAUAAAGAGUGAAAGUCGCAGCUUUGCCGAGCGGGGAAGCGUCUUUGAUUACCGCCUGGCGCAGGAAACAGUGUGAAACGUUCCAUGGGCCCAUCCCCCGAUGAUGGAUCAGCGUAUAGACGAUGAGAACCGAACACGGGAUCUGCUGUCUCCCAAAACGACUGCGUCCGAUGUGUGAAAUCAUCCGCUCUCUGUCCUACAAGAUCAUCUAGAGCAGAGGUUUAUUAUUUUAUGAGAAGAUUUUGGUCCUUUCUAUAUUGGUAUUUUACAUCUUGAUGAUGUCACAACAAUGGAAACGCUGUCCAUACAUUAAAUAUUGGCCAAGAUUCCUAAUUAAAAAUGUUCU
Messenger RNA from Hyla sarda, 4186 nucleotides. RefSeq names its product 5-oxoprolinase, ATP-hydrolysing (gene OPLAH). The transcript is spliced from 26 exons. The record is from RefSeq and is a predicted model, not a curated record. Bases 35 to 3916 code for a protein of 1293 amino acids. Gene Ontology annotation, biological process: glutathione metabolic process. Gene Ontology annotation, cellular component: cytosol. NCBI's taxonomy places the organism in Eukaryota, Metazoa, Chordata, Amphibia, Anura, Hylidae. Gene Ontology annotation, molecular function: 5-oxoprolinase (ATP-hydrolyzing) activity.